GCGACGCUGCGUGCGUGGCGCUGCUGCUGCGAGCCGGCGGCGGCGGCGGCAUCGACGAGGCCUGUCCUCUUGGCUGGACGGCGCUGCACAACGCCGCCUUCUCCGGGAGCGCUGCGGUGACGUGCGCGCUGCUCGCGCACGGCGCGGAUUUGGCCGCUCGCACAAAGAUCGGUGCGACAGCGCUGCACGUGGCCUCGUUCAACGGGAGGCUCGACGUGUGCAAGCUUCUGGUGGUGCACGGCGCAGAUGUGCAUGCGACGGACCGGGACGGGAUCACGCCACUCGAGGACGCGAGGUACCGCACCCUCGACCGAUGCUGCGCGGUGGAGACGCCUGCGCAGCAGUGGUCAAAGAGCGCCGCAUUCCUCGCCAAGGUGAUGCCGAUGCCUCCCGACGAGCGGCUCGCCUUUGCCAGGCGCAGCUGGGGCCUCCGUGCCGCGGAGCUGCUGCAGGACGCCGUCUCGGCCGGGGACGGCGGCCAGGCCACCCUCUCCGCGCUGCUCGACUGGCUCUCCGGCGACGUCGACGCCAGGGACCACGACGGCUCGACUGCGCUCCACGCGGCGGCCGAAGGCGGCAACCUCGCCGCCGCCGCGCUGCUGCUCGACCGCCGCGCCAGCCCCGGCGCGGCGACGCGCGUCGGCGAGACGCCUCUCCACUUUGCUGCGCGGGAGGGCCAGCCGGAGGUGUGCCGGCUGUUGCUCGACGCGGGCGCGCGGGCCGACGCGCCGACGCGGGCGGGGACGACGCCGGUUGACGAAGCGAGGCGCGGCGGGCGGGCGGCGCACGAGGAGGUGCGCCGGCUGCUGGAUCCCGAGGGGCUGCUGCGGGGCGAGGGGCCGCAAGGCAGCGCCAACGCGGACGCGCCUGGUGGCGGCGUUGCGGGAGAGAGGCGGGUGGUCGUGCACUGCGACGACCUCUCCUCGCUGCGAGAGCGGUCGGGCAUCGACCACAUCGCGGAGCACGUCCACUUGGCAAACUACUUUGCCUCCAAGAGCCGUCCCAAGGUUGCGGCGGCCGGCAUCACCCACAUCCUCGUGGCGGCGCAGGAGCUGCCGCAGUCCCUCGCGGCGGACGAGCGCCUCUCGUACCUCUCGCUGCGCCUCGCAGACAGCCCGAGCGCGAAGCUGCCACUCGAAGCGGCCCUCGCCUUCAUCGACGCCGCCCGGGACGCCGGUGGCAGAGUCCUCUGCCACUGCGCCGCCGGAGGCAGCCGCUCGGCUGCGGUGGUGCUCAGCUGGUUGAUGCGCGAGCAGCGGCUGGCGUAUGACGAGGCGCUGUCGCGCGUGCGGGAGGUGCGCUUUGUGGAGCCAAACCUCGGCUUCGAGCAGCAGCUCCGCGCCUGGGAGCAGCAACUCGCUCGCGAGAGGCUGCCUGCAGCGGCGCAGGCGUGGGCCGAGCAGGCCACCGCGGCGCUGCGAGGCGCGGCUGCGGCGUGCGCUGCGGCGCCGGUGCAGUCGGAGGCUGCCGCGAAGGCCGUGCUUGGCGAGGUGUGGCGCGCGUGGGAAGCCAGCUGCGGGGGAGAGGUUGACGGCCGUGCCGCGUCUGAGGAUGGACGAGGCGGCGCUGCGACGCGGCGAGUACUCCUACGGCCCCGUGCCGCUGCCGGCUGCUGUCGUGCCCGCGCUCUCAAAGGCCAGUGGAGAGUGCGAGUGGCGGGCGUGGCCAGCGGGCGGAGGAGACGGCCCGCUCUACACGUGGCGCGGCAGCUACGAUGCGACACGGCGGCCGUGGUACCAGCACGCGGCGCGGCACGGAACUGGGUGGAUCGUGUACGCCGACCCGGUCUUCCCAGAGGAGCGCAUGCGCUCGUUCGUCUCGCCGUUGAUGGGGUCAGAUGGCGCGCUGGCGGGAGUGCUGCUAGCGGGAUCGUUUGCGGCGUGAGAACCAAGACCGCCGGCGGGUGUGUGUACAUAAUAAAGGGGAGUGCUCCGCGCCGCUGCACCGCAGCCACCGCGCGCGUGCGGUGUGUGGGCCUCUCUCUCGCGACACACACACAUGCUGUGCCUGCCGAUAUGUCCAUGUGGGGGCCCGAGCGCGAGCGCUUUGGUGCAUUAGAGAGCCUCUUGCUGGGCCUGGGGCAAUUCGUUCGUUGGAGUGUGUAAAUCG
Emiliania huxleyi CCMP1516 is the source of this 2109-nucleotide messenger RNA. RefSeq lists its product as hypothetical. The record is from RefSeq and is a predicted model, not a curated record. Gene Ontology annotation, cellular component: cytoplasm. Gene Ontology annotation, molecular function: protein binding; JUN kinase phosphatase activity. The transcript has 5 exons. Gene Ontology annotation, biological process: regulation of MAP kinase activity; protein dephosphorylation. The coding region runs from base 378 to 2105 and encodes 575 amino acids. Lineage: Eukaryota; Haptophyta; Isochrysidales; Noelaerhabdaceae.